This is a messenger RNA of Centropristis striata (black sea bass), 522 nucleotides long. RefSeq lists its product as uncharacterized. The transcript has 3 exons. NCBI's taxonomy places the organism in Eukaryota, Metazoa, Chordata, Actinopteri, Perciformes, Serranidae. The coding region runs from base 1 to 522 and encodes 173 amino acids. The record is from RefSeq and is a predicted model, not a curated record.
AUGGAAGCAGCUUCAACAACACAAGCUCCACAAUCUGUGGAAACAGAGUCCACAACAGAACCUACACAAUCUAUUUUACCCACAUCAGAAUCAUCAACAACACCAACACAAACCACACAGUCAGCAACUCCAUCAGAAGCAGCACCAUCUGUAACAAUCACAACAACUUCAAUGACAACAGAAUCACUGACUACAACAACACAAACUACACCAUCUAUGCCAACAGCCCUAACAACACAUACUACAGGAACUGUGGAUAAAGAGUCCAUAACCUCAACUACAACUACCACAUCUGUAGAAACGGUGUUCACAAUCGUACCAUCACAAUCUAUUCCACCCACAAUUGAAUCAUCAACAACACAAACUACAAGAUCUGUGGAAACAGUGACCACAAAACAAGGCACCAUCCAGCACUCCAUCUUCAAACCCAAAACCCCAACUAACAUCCCAAAAACCUACGACAGCAAUGACAGAUGGUGCCAUAGACUCGAGUUCUCUUCAGCCUCUGUCAUUUCCCUCUGA